AUACCAAAUUUGGUAGUCGAUGGAGAAUACAUUUCUACCGGCAAGGUGCUGAUACUACCAAUGGACGCCACUGGUUAUGCGAAAAUAAGAUUGAAGAAUAGCAAACUCAGUUUGAAAUUUAAGAGCGAGGACGUGCGGAAAGAUGGCAAGCAGUUCAUAAAAGUUAAGGGCCUCAAAUGCAAAUUAACACCAGAAUUAAUGCAAGUGAAAUUCGAAAAUCUAUUUAAUGGUAACGAACAAUUGGCCAAUUCUCUAAAUCAACUCAUCAAUGACAAUUGGAAGCUGCUGUAUUCUGAUAUGGAAGCUCAAAUAAAUGAUGCCGUUGCGAAAAUUGUUAAACGGCUGUUGGCUGGUGUGUUGCGUGUAUUGCCCUAUGACGAGUUUUACCGAAAGGAUUGAACAAAUUAUUAAUUUAAAUAAUUUACGUAUUGUACGAAUCACUGACUUUUUGAAUUAAAUAGAUA
Messenger RNA from Rhagoletis zephyria (snowberry fruit fly), 464 nucleotides. RefSeq names its product circadian clock-controlled protein-like. NCBI's taxonomy places the organism in Eukaryota, Metazoa, Arthropoda, Insecta, Diptera, Tephritidae. The record is from RefSeq and is a predicted model, not a curated record. Gene Ontology annotation, biological process: multicellular organismal reproductive process.